UGACAAGUCUGUAUAAAUAAACAUCAUGUAGAAUUUGAUAAAGCUUGCCAAAUGAUACUGAAAUGUCUGCAUAUUUCUUUAGUGGACAUCGCUAGCCACAACAUUUACUUAUUAAAUCACAGUUAUUUGGUUUGACGCCGACGGUUUCGUGGGCGUGCACGGUCUGCUAUUGUGCUUUUGGCGCGCAAGCAAGUCGUGUGGGGAGGGGGAACAAAAAGCCCAGAAAAAGCAUCCAGCCAACUGCUGAAGCUAACCAACCGUGUGGUGGAAGAAAGCAAUUUGGGUUUCCAAUAAAUUCAUCCGAAUUACAAAAGUUCUCAAAAGUUGUGACGUGCCACUUAACUCACCUGAGGUACUGUAACCUAGCUAGCCAUGGGAAAGAAGACUCGUGAAAAUGAUGAUGGUGCCUCGGGCUCAUCUUCAGAAGAGGAAGAAUUUAUUGUUGAGAAGGUGCUGGACAGGAGGACGGUGAAGGGCCGAGUUGAAUUCUUCCUGAAGUGGAAAGGCUAUUCAGAAAAGCACAACACAUGGGAGCCAGAGAAAAAUCUUGGCUGCCCCGAGCUCAUUGCUGGGUUCAUGAAGACCUACAAGAAGCCUAGCAGUAGUAGUGGUGCAACCCCCAGCAGUGGAGGAUCCAAGUCCAGUGCGGGAUCAUCAGGCCGUAGCAAGGAAGGCAGCAGCAAGAGGAGGAACUCUGAUGAUGAUGAUGAUGAUGAUGAUGAGGAGGGGAGCAGCAACAAGCCCAAGCGGAAAAAAGAGGAUGAUGUCCUGAUUGCUAGAGGCUUUGAGAGGGGUCUGGUACCGGAGAAGAUUAUUGGAGCCACAGACUCUUGUGGAGAUCUCAUGUUCCUCAUGAAGUGGAAGGACUCUGACGAGGCAGAUCUGGUGCUAGCCAAGGAGGCCAAUCACAAGUGCCCGCAGAUCGUCAUAGCCUUCUAUGAGGAGCGCCUCACCUGGCAUGAAGAUGGGGACAAGAAAGAGAAGGGCGCUGUAAGCAUGUGAGCGGGAUGUCUUGCCACGGGAACGGUCAUUGACCUCUUACCCCCGACUCUGCAGGGACAACCUGGAGACUCCUAUAGCCAGCACCAAAUCACACCCUAUUCCUCCCCCUUGGCCUUAACCCUUUGAUGUUAACUUCUUUGAAUAGUCUGCAUAGGUAUAAUCAGUAGUGGUAAAUAUUCCACCAUAUUGAUCUGCGAACAUUGAAGGGUUAGGGCAAAAUAGAGGGUUGGGGAGAGGUUUGGUACCGACUGACAACCCUCACCCCAUUGAUAAUGACAUAACAAAAACCACACAAACCAACGGUGGAGAACACUGCCCACUUUCUCAUGAUACCUCCCUCCAUGCCCCAAUGUACAGGCUAAUAUCCCUGAAUAACAAACAGUUCAACCUAGCCAUUUUACAUAGAAACUGAGAAGGAUGCAGGAAGACUGGGGUUUUGGAUGUGGUGAAACGGGUGCGCUCGCUACUGGGAAGGGCUUGUAUUUUUUUUUCACCUUCAUGCUUUAUUCUCUCCGUACGUUUUGUGAGGUAUUUUUUUCCCCCCCAGGAUAUAAUUGUCAGGAAGACUGUAGAUUCUGUGGUACCCUGUCUAGGUACAGGCGGCCAUAUUAAGGUGACUUGAAGGUAGUCGUCUUCACUGAGACGUUAAAAUGUGCAGUCUAUCAAAGCAUGGUCCAGGGACCUGUAUUCAGUGCUUGACUGCUGAUCCAGUAUCUGGUCCAUAUAUUCAUUGAUUUAACAGGGCAACUGAUCCUCGAUCAGACAAUCUGUGGAAACGUUGAAUGUGGGCAACGGACAUGUUUGUCACUGGGAAGCCGACAGCCUUGCAAGUCUUAAACCGUAGUUAGUUAUGCAGUAGAAACAAUAGACUUUUAUUAUCCGAUUCCCCUACUAGGUCACCUUGGUAGAAAAACAUCUGUUUCUUCUACACUUUUUCUUCAGUAGUUUUAGUUCAACUUUGAUGUUCUAAGGUAAAUAUGGCACCUUUAUGUAAAACUCCUUCCAUGGUUUUUCUUUCAAAUUUGCUAGUAGUGUGGCUGGAUUGUACGUUUUGUUUUAAUCAUCGUCAUGUUAAUAUUUUAGCUCUUUUGUCCCAAUGUUUUCUUUUCUGUAGCUUUACCCUGUCAACUAACUAUGUAGCUCUGAUUCCAUUGCUAAGAUCAUUAAUAUUUUAGAGUAGCUGCUAAUUCCCAACUUGGAAUUUGAUUUUUUUUGGAUUAUCCGUUAAUCAGUGUCCUCACAUCAAGCACAAGUAAGAAAAUAUUACAGAUGAAUUAGCGUCUGCUGAGUGACCUAACAAUCGGAUUUAUCAGUUUUCAUGGAAAUAUCCUGUGAUCUGACUGGUGACACUCAAUCUUAACUCCACCUCCACAUUUAUUGGAUUGGUUGAACAAUGCAGAAAACCUCCCCCUGACAGUUUCUUCCUCUGGUCAAGACCAGUAUGUUGGGGCUCUAGUUUCAGGCCAUUCCUUUAUGCCUGCUAUGUUAGGCUACAGAUGAACAAAAGGGUCACUUCAAAAGUUGUGCCCGGUGUUUCAAGCCAUUGUUAUUUGCAAAUGUGAAUGACCACUUGAUUGUUGAGUAUAUACACACCAUUAUCACAGUAAUGCUGAACUGUAACCAUUCUUAUGAUGAGAGGUUGGACAUCCACGUGCUCUGCAGUAAUGUGAAACAAAACCAGCAUUGAUUCGAUCAAGGUACGCCACCCUGUGGCUAAAUGUCUCAGCCAAAGUGCUCUUGUCAGUGCGCUGUGUGGGAGCUUGGAACAAGGCAGACAGUGUUAUUUAAUGGGACGCUUGUUGCUUUAGUCUAACAUUUUAAGAUCAUGUCAGUACUUUGCAUUAUAUGGUUAAGUGUAUUUGUUCCACUUGUUAUCAUUAAGUUGAUUUAAAGGAGUUGUAGAAAGAUUUGACCCCUUAGACAUUGUUUCCCAUAUCACAUCCACAUAUGUAGUGACAAACCGUAAGGUCAUGUAGUCCCAUAAGAGGCAAAUAUCCCAGUUCAUUUGGUGUAGCCUAUAAAUUGUUGAGUUGAUGGACAGAGUCCUGUUCAUUGGCUGUUCUCUAGAUUUACUCGCACUCGAUUUGUUCCCGCUCUUGCAGUGAUUUCUUUUUUAGUGAAUUCUGAGUUGUCUAGCCACUGUAGUCAUAGAAACAACCGUUUUUUUGUAAAUGACAUCCUUCCGUUGAGAAACAUCCCUAUUCUGGACACGUGUAACAGGGUUGUACAUGUUUCAUGUCAUUAGAUUUUUUUUGUGUCCUGAAUAAAAGCCUGUUCAUUUUUAUUUUGUCACACCACUCCUUUACUUUCAAAGAUUUCAUUUGAAGUCAAACAUUUUUUUAUCAUGUUUAUAAAUGUUCAGCAUUUGUAUUUUACAAUUUUUAAUGCUCUGCAAAUUUGUUUUGUCUUGUAUUAAAUUGUAAACUGUUUUCAACA
Messenger RNA from Salvelinus fontinalis (brook trout), 3438 nucleotides. RefSeq names its product chromobox protein homolog 5-like. NCBI's taxonomy places the organism in Eukaryota, Metazoa, Chordata, Actinopteri, Salmoniformes, Salmonidae. Gene Ontology annotation, biological process: chromatin organization; negative regulation of transcription by RNA polymerase II. Gene Ontology annotation, molecular function: chromatin binding. The transcript has 5 exons. Gene Ontology annotation, cellular component: pericentric heterochromatin; nucleus. The record is from RefSeq and is a predicted model, not a curated record. Bases 373 to 1002 code for a protein of 209 amino acids.